AUGACUUUACUCAGCCAAAUUGCAUCUUCACCUUCGGACACGAUCAUCCCAUUCCAUUUUUGGGACGAUGUCCCUCAUAACAGAGCAUUAUGCAUAAAUAUCACACUUCGGUUCGACAAAGAGCUUGAUCCAGAGAGACUUCGCAGUUCUCUGAGCCGCCUACUGGAGAUAGACAACUGGCGAAAACUCGGAGCUCGUGUACGACUGGACAACUUCGGAAAAUUGGUCUAUCAACUCCCACCAAAAUUCACUGAAGACCGACCAGGCUUCAUAUUCACUACCGAGGAACAUGACAGCAGUAUAAAAGCCCAUCCUCUAGCAUCACAGAUGCCCUCUUCAGCACAAUUAGACAAGACAGCCAAAAUUAAAAUCCUAGAUGGCAUGGCCAAAUACUCCCCUCUCGUCCGCCACAAAACAGCUCCAACCAGCAUAGCAGAUUGGCUAGAAACGGACAUCCCGCAGCUGGUCAUCCAUACAGUCCUCUUCAAUGAUGCAACGCUCCUCACUUUAACCUUCCAGCACACUCUCAUGGAUGCAAUGGGCCUAUCUUCAUUCCUGCAUGCAUGGACGGCGGUACUAUCAAACCGCGAAGAAGACAUCCCCCCGUUCCUCGGGUUCGAUGAAGAUCUCAUAGAAUUACAUACUGAAGCCGUGUCCGAAAAGCCAGCACUCGUGGGAAUUAUAUUCGGACAGAUUUUGCUUCUGCAGUUUGCUCUGGUGGGGUGGUGGGAGAAGUUCUGGUUUCCGCGCGUCAAGGAUAAAGUCCUGUUGAUUUCCGGGGGAUAUGUGCACGAGUUGAGAGAGAGGAUGCUACAGGAGAUAGAUGAAGAUGACAAGGCCAACGUAAAUAUGAACAUCCAAAGUGACGAGCAGGUCAAAGCCCAAGACCGUCAUCCGCCAUUCGUCAGCGAAAGCGACGUCCUCCUCGCGUUGAUAUCCACACUGCUCGUCACAGCACAGAAUCCCAGCCGGCACACUCCAGUCCAGAUUUCGAAUAUCUUCGAUAUUCGCUCUACGCUUGGUCUCCCGUCUCCGGGCGUGUACAUCGGGAACGCGAUAAUGCCAUCGUGUGCUGAGUUCCGGGCGCACGAGUUUGGAGAUUCAUAUAAUGGCACGGGGUUCGAGUGCCGGUUAGGCUCUGUUGCAUUGAAGAUCCGCUCUGCGCUAGAGACGCAGCGGACGAAGGAGCAGGUUCUCGCACGUACAGCGUUGCGGAAAAAGGCGCUCGGCGAGAUGGGGUGUCUGCCGCUUGUUAGCCAUCCUAGACAGCUUGGUAUUUGCUGUACCAAUUGGCAGAGGGCUGGGUUCUUUGGGGUUGAUUUUGGGAGCAUAGUUGUUGGAGGUCAGGCUGGGGAGGAAUAUCAACCUUGUAGGCCUUCUUAUGUUAAUACGGCGGGAUCAGGACCGUUCACUGGGAAUGGGCCGCGGAAUAUGGUGGUUGUAACUGGGAAGGAUAGCAUUGGGAACUGGUGGGUGCAUAUUAUUGCGAGAGAGGAGGUUUGGGGACAAAUUGAGGGGUGGACAAGAGAGCAGGAUGUGCACUACAAAUAA
This is a messenger RNA of Penicillium coprophilum, 1551 nucleotides long. RefSeq names its product Transferase. Gene Ontology annotation, molecular function: acyltransferase activity, transferring groups other than amino-acyl groups. Bases 1 to 1551 code for a protein of 516 amino acids. The transcript has 2 exons. Lineage: Eukaryota; Fungi; Ascomycota; Eurotiomycetes; Eurotiales; Aspergillaceae. The record is from RefSeq and is a predicted model, not a curated record.